AAUUGUAACUAAACAGUUAACAUGGCGGACGACGACGCUGACAUUCCUGAUGCUGGAGCCGUAUUUACCUUCGGAAAAACUAAAUUCAACGACAACAUACCUGGACAGUUUUGGAUAAGAAAUGACAAAGUUGUUCAAGUAGCAUGUGGGGAUGAACACACCGCUUUGGUAGCCGAAAGUGGUCGGCUAUUUACAUUCGGAUCCAAUUCCUGCGGGCAAUUAGGUUUAAAACAAGAUAAAGUUGAAAAGCCGACACCCGUUAAAGCUUUAAAACGAGAAAAAGUAACGCUAGUUGCUUGCGGAUUUAAUCAUACAAUAGUUGGUACGAUGUCUGGACGGAUAUAUGGUUUAGGUAGCAAUAACGAAUGUCAAAUAGCUCAAGACGGUGAAACUAUAACAGACUCAAAGAAGCCUGUGCACAUAAAAAAUCUACCUGAGACUGAAUACAAGCAAAUUUCUGUUGGAACGCAUCACUCAGCAGUAUUGACAGCUGAUGGAGAUUUGUUUCUAUGGGGUAGCAGUAGCGAAGGUCAAUUGGGUGAAGACACCGAAAAUAUAAUCGAACCAAAAUUGUUUGUUCUUCCCACUAAAGAAGCGAUUAAACAAGUGUCGUGUGGGAGUUAUUUUACAUUGGUUCUCACGAAAUCUGGAAAAUUAUACGCUUUUGGAGAGAACGAUUCAUAUCAACUAGGUCUAGGAGACGAUAAUAAUCGAACGGAGCCGACAUUAGUCCAAAUUAAGGAACCUCUUCAAAAUAUUGCUUGUGGAGGUAAUCACGCCCUUGCUUUAACUUCUUCCGGUGAAGUAUACUCUUGGGGAGAUGGCAGGUAUGGCCAAUUAGGUCUUGGUACUAGAAUUAAAGAUAACUAUUGCCCUGAACCAACGAAAAUCGAAGGUAUUGGAAAAAUUGAUCAAAUCUAUUGCGGUCACUCUCACUCUGCUCUAUUAACUAAGAAAGGAGUUCUUAUGACUUUUGGCGAUGGUAGACACGGUAAAUUGGGGCACGGAGAAGAUCGUUUUGUAAACGAAUUUCAUCCUGUUGUUGUUGAAAGAUUUCGCAAUAUUCGAGUUGAAGGAGCUUCUUGUGGCGGAUGUCAUACAAUUGUUCUUGGAAGUCGAAAAGAAGAAAAUGAAAGUUCAGAAGAAGAGCAACAACAUACAGUUAGAAAUUCUUUAGAUUCUUAUAGAGAAAAUUUAGACUUAAGUGCAAGUUUUACCGCAAGAAAGCGGAGACAAGACAACUUGAGUUCCAGUAUAAAUAAUAAAACAUUACCCACCCUAAAUAAUUCCAUGAAGCCCAGUCCAAGGUUUGAACAUAGUCAAGGACAUCCUACGAGAAUUGAACCUAUGCGAAGAAAUGGAGUAAAAGCUGCACCACUUUUAAGGAAUGACAUGGAUUCAAUUCAUGGAAGGAAGGAGAGAAUGAUAGAGAAAAGCGAUAGUGACGAAGAGAGAAGUAAGAUCAAACCAAAAGAGGAGCAAAUAGAUGAGGAAACAGAGCAAAAAAUUGACUCUGAUAAAGACGAAAUUGAAGAUUAUGAUAAAAGGGAUAAGGAUAAUAGAGAACCUAAAGCCGAAGGUGACUCAAAAGAAGAUAGCUCUGAUUAUGGAGCAAACGUUAGAAAAACUAAGAAAUUCGAUAGAAAAAAGAUAGCAAAAAAAUCUAGAAAGGAUACAAAAACAAGCAAGAAAAGUGACGAGGAUGAAGAAGAGUGCGAAAAGGAAGAAAGAGAAAAGGAAAAAGAUGAGAGUUCAAAUGAAAAUGAGGAUGAUAUAGACAGAAAUAAAUUAAAAGAAAAAGUAGAUUCUUCUAAAAAGGGAAAAUCAGAACGCCCAACUCCAGUAGCCAGGCGUUCUCAUUCACCUGUAAUUAAAAGGAGAAAUAACGAAAGUGCCGACGAUGAUAGCGGAAGUGAUGGCUCUGAAGAAAGCGAAGAAACAACGCCACCGCCUCGCGUUGGUCAUAGGAAUAGGGCUGAAGCGUCUGGAAACUCUCGUGGGCGAACAAGCGAAAGAGAUGAACAGAGAGCUAGGCCUAAACCCGUAGCUAGGCAGCAAAAAGAAAAAAGGAAAGAAAGCGAAGACGACAGUGGUAGAGAAAGUGAAGAUGAACGUGAGCAAGCUUAA
This is a messenger RNA of Dimorphilus gyrociliatus, 2127 nucleotides long. Lineage: Eukaryota; Metazoa; Annelida; Polychaeta; Dinophilidae. The record is from the annotation of a GenBank genome assembly.